AUGACGCGACUGGCUGCGUUUUUUUCUGAAUGGAAACGCAAUCUCGUGGAAGCGCAAGAGGUAGCUGACAGUAGUAUAGAGACCGAGUUUGCGAGUCUAUACAGGUUGACACACGAGGCGAUUCGGCUGUGUGUGCUUCUUACGAACAUGUUUUUCGAGGACCAGGACGCCAGACUGAUUCUUCAAGUCAACCAAGGACGUAUUGUGCAGGCCAAAAAUACAAGUCGACGGGAUGGAAUGAUUGCUGGCGAAUGA
Molecule: messenger RNA, 255 nt
Organism: Plasmopara halstedii
Lineage: Eukaryota; Oomycota; Peronosporomycetes; Peronosporales; Peronosporaceae
Exons: 3
Coding region: 1-255 (84 amino acids)
Source: RefSeq, a predicted model, not a curated record